Molecule: messenger RNA, 1641 nt
Organism: Thamnophis sirtalis
Lineage: Eukaryota; Metazoa; Chordata; Lepidosauria; Squamata; Natricidae
Source: RefSeq, a predicted model, not a curated record
AUGCGUGGAAGCACCGAACUCGCCAAAGCGGUCGGUCUUCCGUCAGGGGCCAUUUUGUCCCUCCCCAAGGCUUUGCUGGAUCCGCGGCGGCCGGAAGUCCCCACAGAGCAAACAAGGGAAGAAAACUUGAUCCCGUAUUCCCCGGAUGUGCAAAUCCACGCCGAGAGGUUCAUCAACUACAAUCAGACUAUCUCGCGAAUGAGGGGCAUUUACACAGCCCCGUCGGGCCUGGAGUCCACUUGUCUGGUGGUGGCUUAUGGGUUAGACAUCUACCAGACCAGAGUCUAUCCCUCCAAACAGUUCGACGUCCUCAAAGACGAUUACGAUUACGUCUUGAUCAGCAGCGUGCUGUUCGGCCUGGUCUUUGCCACCAUGAUCACCAAGAGGCUGGCUCAGGUGAAGCUGCUGAACCGUGUCUGGCGGUAACGGUUGAGAGAUUCACACAGAUCCACCCUUGAGGGCGGACGGCCGAGUCUUCCCGGUGGGUUGCAGCCUCAUUUGAAAGGGGGGGGGGGUACUGCCCCUUUCCCCCCUUGAGGAAGAGAGAACUGUGGAACCGUGCUGCCUAUUGCCCACACACCCGUCUCCAAUUCACUGCGGAAAACGAGAGAUUCCAGAAACGGGGAAGGGUCUGUGAAAUUAAGCUGCUUUGAAAAAAUGUUUCUUCCCCACACCCUCUCCUCAUCCUUUGAUGCCUGCAACUGCUUUUGCUGUUGAACUUUCUACGACGACCAUUUCGACUCCUGAAGCCGUGAUAAAACAUUGUCAUCCUUUUUUUCUUCCCCUUGAAAUUUUAGCUGAUUUGAGGAAUCCACCCGAUUUUCUUCUUUCUGUCCUCUUUCUCGGAUUUUCAACAGAAGAAAAUGGCUGGUGCGGGGGGAGACAACGACAUGGGGGGGCAGUCUUUUGAGCAAAUGUGUGAAACAUAAGCUUAGAAAAUGCAGAAGAUGAAUUUGGGGAAAUGGAUAUAAACGGGGGGAAAAGAUGCCAAAGAUGGCUUCCAGGCCUGACAGACCUCUCCCCGGAUUUUCAAGGGCCAGCGAGAGCUCACUAGAUGCCACUGAAACUCCCUGUGUUACUCUCAUUGCAGGACACAAUCUUCUGAUCUAAGGGGGGAGAAGCCUGUCAGGCCUGGAAGCCGUCUUUGGCAAAAGACGGCUUCCAGGCCUGACAGUGAGCCUGUUCAAUCUUUAGUGUCCCUAGCAAAGAAUUCAAAAGAGAGAUGAGCCUGUCUUUUCCCUGCAUUGAAUUUUUAAACUUCUCUUUCUUAAUUGGCUCUUUUUUCUCUCUCCUUUGUCUUAUAGUUUCCUAAUUUAUAUUGAAAUUUUUUUGCUCAGUCCAGAUUUGGGUUAUGGGAGUCCUUGAAGCUCAUUGAAAAAAAAAGCAAGUUUGUCUUUCUAAAUGCAACAUUUUCCUGAAUGUGGUUUAUUUUUUUCACCUUAUGGCAAGCAAGUGGCUUGCUAAGAGUCAUCUGUCGGUUCAUUUAUAUUUAUUCUGAAGAGGGUUUUGGGUCGCGGUGGGCAGAGUCUAAAUCUGGAGUUUGCAGGGUAGAAAUUUCUGUUGGAAAAAUGUGAAGUCAAGACCUAUUCUCCCUGUAUCCAAAUCACGCACAGCAGAAAUAAAAUAAUAAUAACAACAGUG